CAAUACCUCUACUGUACAAUGUACCAGUGCAGAAUGCAAUACCUCUACUGUACAAUGUGUGAAUUGCACAGUGCAAAGCAGCGAAGUUCUUACUCGAUUGGAGUCGAUACAAUUCAUUUGCAACUUGGCUGGGAUCACGUGCCUUUGCAGAACCGCCUUUCAAAGUUUUUUUUUCUGUGUUGGGUCGUUGGGAUUGGAAAAUCGCCGUGUAGUUAGCAAUAUUAAUUGGUGCUCCUACCUAUGAGGAGGUAAUUAAUGUUGCCCUGUUGGUAACAUAUUUAGCAAUAUCAUUCUUACCCUUUCGUCAAAAUAGGCGAAACCCAGUGCCACGAAGUCGUGCGGUGGUGUUUUCAUUGAACUGAGUGAAGAGUUUGCUGCUGCGGGUUUCUCUGCAGUCCAGCACCCUGACUGCAUUUCGGGAGAGCUGCUGCCGACAACGCUACCCCUCCAGGAUGAAAGACCGCUCCAACUUGUGGGCAUUCACUUUAUUCCUUCAUUUUGCCCGCGGAUCCGCAGGUGUCUUUCAUGUGCCUCCCUUGACCCAUGUACCACCUCAGAAUGUGCCGACGCCAGCAGGAGAAUCCCAAAGUACUGCCAGUGAUGCUCUGUUUGCAACAAACAUUCGGGAAGAGAUUAGAUUCAAACCUGGAGCAGCAAACAUUAUAAUAUCACAAGGCAAUCCUGUAAGCUUUAACUGUUCCAUUGAUGUACCUGAGUUUUACCAGGAUGUGCCUAUUCAAUGGCUGAAGAAUGGUAAAGAGCUAAUCGAUGGCCACCGUUGCUCCUACAAAGGGAUUGCUUUUGCAGUCAGUGAACACAGAGCCAGGAUCCUCAGCAGCUGCAGCAUCUCCAAUGUACUGCAUUCUGAUGCAGGUGUUUACAACUGUAGGAUAUUAAUCUCUAAUGUUCCCAUUGAAUCAGAGAAGAUCAAUCUUCAGAUAGAAGGAUUGCCAAGUUUUAUUCAAGAACCUGAAUCAAAGAAUGUCACAAGAGAUGCUUCCUUUAAUCUCACCUGUGAGGCUGUGGGCCCACCAUAUCCUGUGGAUAUUUACUGGUUACAGAAUGGUGAGAAGAUGAAAAUGAUUGCAGACACUUCCCCUUCUGUUUUGACUGUCGCAGGAAUUAAUGAACGGACGAGAUAUAGCUGUGAAGCACACAAUCCAAAAGGAGUAGCAGUUUCAAAGGAAGCCCAGGUUAACAUCAAGGACAUCCCACAUGCACCGAUGAACCUACAGAUUAAGAACCAAACAGCGCACACUGUUGUAGUUUCAUGGGAGCCUGGCUUUGAUGGAUACUCCUCACUCAACACUUGCCUAUUCCAGGUUAAGAAAGUUGAAGAUGCUGAAAACGAGACCAGUCCAGUGCUUAACUAUCAAACUACAGUUCCACCUUAUGAGUAUGGGAUCCUUCAGCUACAAGCCAUGACAUCCUACAGUAUCUGUGUUUCUUGUAAGAAUGAAGUUGGAUGGUCAAAGCACUGUUCUGCUGUCCAGGCCAGAACAGUGGAAGGAGUCCCAACAGCUCCCCCUCACAAUGUCAGCAUACUAGUGAGUGAUUCCUUAUUGACUGUUGAAUGGGCUGGACCUCCGGAGGAAGAAAUUAAUGGCAUCCUGUUGGGAUACAUGUUGAGCUAUGAUUGGGAAGGUGGUAAUUCCCAUGUGAGUACAUUUAAAGCCCUUCAAAGUUAAUACAAAAAGGAUUUUUUUUGGGGGGUUGGCACUUAUGUGAGAACAGCUGUUGUUCUAUGCAGUCAGGUGGUUCAAGUAA
Molecule: messenger RNA, 1767 nt
Organism: Rhincodon typus (whale shark)
Lineage: Eukaryota; Metazoa; Chordata; Chondrichthyes; Orectolobiformes; Rhincodontidae
Product: tyrosine-protein kinase Mer-like
Exons: 8
Coding region: 453-1688 (411 amino acids)
Molecular function (GO): protein binding
Source: RefSeq, a predicted model, not a curated record